AUGUCUUACUGGCGUGGAGACGACGAUCCCUACGCACGUCAGCGCUCGCCGCCCGCAAGCCGCUACGACUACCGCGCUGAGCCGCCUUCUAGGUCGCCCGAUUACACUCGCGGCGCCGCGCCUGAGCGAGGAGCCCCAGUCUAUGGCCGAGGAGCCCGCUCACCAUCGCCAUACGCUGGCUACGAUCGCUACCGAACAUCGCGCUCUCCCUACUCAUCCCGCUACCCAGCUGCUCCAGUAGACCGCGAUCCAUAUGACCGCUACGACCGGUACGAUCGCGAGCGCGAAGUCGUCGGAGGAGCACCCCCACCUCGUGGCUAUGGCGAUUACGACCGCGAGCGCGAGCGCGAUCGAGACCGCUAUGCGGCGCCGGAGGAGCGCUAUCAAAGGCGUCCGCCCCCGGCAAGCGGCGAAGAGUACUAUGGUGGCGGAGGGCGUGAUCGCGAGCCUCCGCCUCGCCGUCGUCCCCCGGUCGAGGAAGUCGGUCCCAUUCCCGACCCACUCGAGUCUCCUGCCCUCCUCCCCUUCAAGCAAUUUGCCCACGUCCAUCGCGCCCGCCAGGCAGCGCUCAAUCCUUCGAGUUCCUCGUCGGACCUCUCGACGCAGGAGAUGUUCAAUCUCUACAAGCAGUACAAGAUAGUUUACACCGCGCGCUCCGCAAGGAGGUUUUGGGAGGAAAAGAGGGACCUGCCCUUCUUCCUGGAAAAAUACGGGCUGGGAGACGUGGAGGUCGAGCGAAGGCAGUCUCGCAGGCGCCAAGGCAGGCAUGGCCGCAAGCAGAAGUGGUUGGAGGAGCUCAGCAGCGGCGCCAUUGAUGGGGUGGCCUUCGAGCAGCAUUUUCCCUCCAUCGCGGAGAGCAAGGCAGCCGGUGCCGGGUCGCAAGACUCGACCAUCUUCUCGCGCUCUGGCGAGCCCAUCAAAUUGACAUCCGACGCACUUCCCAUCGACCCGUGCCCCGAGCAGCUCCUCGUCAUGCGCAUCCCACCAGAAUGCAGUCGUGGUGCCAUCGAGGAGGAGCUGGCCACGAUGGACGGCUUCCGCUAUCUGGCCCUGGGCGAAGCACACGCGAAUAAAGCCUACUUCGCCAUCGGUUGGGCGCAAUUUGAGACGGAUCAGAAUGCGGCCGACGCUCGGCAGAAGAUGAUGGAUAGCAACGUGGUGCAGCGCUAUAAGUUGCAGCUUGACCUUGCGCUUCGCGGCGUCCAGGUCAAGUUCCGCAGCGCUCCCUCUGGUGCUGGGAGGUUGCAGAGGCUGGCAACGGAUUUGCGGCAGGCGAAGGAGCUCGUGCGCUGGCUCGAGGCCGAAGAUAGAGAGCAGCUCUGGCCUACAGGCGAGGAAAGUCCCCCGCUCGAUGAGGCUGGUCGCUCCGCAAAUGCCACAGACGCUUCGGCAGAGAUCGGACGGAAGGUCUUUGAAGCGAUGGGCAUGACGCGCUACUACGAGGCCGACGGCUCAGAGCUGGAAGAUGAUGUCUUGCGCUCAAUUGCGGAUAAUGAGCGUCUGCUCGACUCAGAGAGUUUCAAAGCCGCAGUGCGCAGCACGAUCAAGAAGCAGCUUGACCUGCAUUUGGAUCUGCUUCGCGAGGUGUACCAUUGCGACUACUACUCGUCAACCAUCUGUGAUUUCAGCGAGGAGCUGGUCCGCAGAGCGAGGGCGCACUACAGGCGGAUGUACCCUGCUGGCGAAUCAGAGGCAGAGCGUGAGGGCAGGCAAGAAGCCGGAGGAGGGACGGAGGAGUCGCUGAACGUAGGCGAAGAGCAGUGGGCGGAAAAUUUGGAUCGAAAGCACGCUCUCCUCCUCUCUCUGCCCAGCUCGGACAUAGCAGAGCACGGUGGUGUCGACCUGGACAAGUUGAUGCUCGAUCUCGCGACGCCCUUUGCCCGUCAAGACGGAGAAGAGAAGCAUCGCUGUGUUGUCCAAGUGGUCAAUCCUGCGCACGAGAAGGCCCUUGCUGAGGGCAUGGCGGCCGACGAGCCCGGGGUGCCUCCGCCAACGAAGACGUGCGACAAGCUUUUCAGGGCGCUUGUAUUCGUUCAGAAGCAUGUAUGCAACAAGCAUAGGGACAUCAUCGAGGGAGAGCUGGGUGAGGGCAGGAAGGCGGAUAUCAAGUACCUCAACAACUACAUUAGGGACCCGACGAGGAUCAUGCCUCCCCUCAGUGGGAGCUUGGUAGCAGCAGUAAACGAGCGCGAGGCUCGCGGAGCAGGCGGAAGACCCAACGGGCACGGACAUGGGUACAGCCAGUCACACAACUUCAUGGCAGCGACACAUAGCUGGGACGAUCCGGCGGGCCUGUCCGCAGGAGACGGCGGUCGCAUGGGGUUGAUUCGUAUGGGUCCCUCGACUGUCGUGCCAGGUGGUGGUGGUCGCAAGAGAAGGCGAUCCCACUCCCCUCCCCCAGGGCUGCAUCGUCGUGACUCCCGCCGGGGCGCCCCAGGCGGCCUGGAGGAUCGUAUGGCACCUCCUCCCUUGGGCGGCCCGCCUCCUAUCCACCUAGCGCCGGGGAUGGGAGCGCCCCCGCCUCUUCACCUCAGGCUCGGUGGGCUGGUAGAGAAUGGCGGAGGCAGCAAUGGAUUCGCAGACCCGGACGCGCCAGCACUACCUGCCGAGCCGCUCCCUCCUGCACCCAGACCACUCGACCCGCGAGCAGCGAGGGGGAGGGACAUGAGGAGCUAUCAAGACUUGGACACAUCGGGCGGUCCUGGCGCUGGAGGAGAUGGAGCAGGAGAGGUCAUGGAGCUGGAGUACUGA
Jaminaea rosea is the source of this 2751-nucleotide messenger RNA. RefSeq lists its product as hypothetical. Gene Ontology annotation, cellular component: nuclear body. Lineage: Eukaryota; Fungi; Basidiomycota; Exobasidiomycetes; Microstromatales. Bases 1 to 2751 code for a protein of 916 amino acids. The record is from RefSeq and is a predicted model, not a curated record. Gene Ontology annotation, biological process: primary miRNA processing; mRNA processing. The transcript has 2 exons.